Messenger RNA from Klebsormidium nitens, 5246 nucleotides. The record is from the annotation of a GenBank genome assembly. NCBI's taxonomy places the organism in Eukaryota, Viridiplantae, Streptophyta, Klebsormidiophyceae, Klebsormidiales, Klebsormidiaceae.
GGGGGCGUGAAGAUUUUGCGACAAACCAAUGGAGCACUUGGGAAAGGAGACUCUUACGUGCAGGAGCCUGAGGCAUCUCAGAAGAUGCUGCUGCCCCAGAUUGUGAGCACAGAGGAUCUCUAGUCCAAUCAUCCGUGCAGUAGUCUGAUCCUUGCACUGCAGGUUUGCAGUUGACCUGCAAAUGGUGAAUCCUCUGCUGAUGGAGUUUCAAGUCGAAAGCUCGCCAUUCAAUGUUGACUUACUGUGAAGAGUGUUAAGAAAAGGGAACUCAUCGUCAAGCCCAGGACUGUUCUGUGCGUGUGGUGAUUUGGCAUUCAUGUAAGCCCAGCGCGAUUUCUCACAGCAGAGAUUGCCUCUUGCGGUUGCGAGCCCCUCAGCAUUGUAUUGGAACACAUCCUUUAGACCUGUUUUGAGACACUCCAAGGUGGGGUUCAGACAGAGGGCCGGGGUGAGAAGUGCCACUAGUGUCAUGGACUGUGAAGGUCCCCUCGUGCAUGAGGAGGUUGAAUGGAAGGUCACUGAGGGACGUGGGGCAAAGCAUCCAAAGCAUGUGAGAAUGGCUGUCGUGAAGGCGGCUGCUGCAGGGAGGCAGCUGUGGAAUAAUCUCAGUGCAAUGGCAAAAGGGCCAUCUGGCGUGACCAAGGGCCAGCUUGGGAAGAGGGGCCACCAUGACACGGUGGCGCAGCGAGGGCCCUCAAUGUCUCAGGUGUCGCCGGUUCAUUCGGAGGAGGCCGUGUCCGGAAUCCCGCGCCUGCCAAGCGCUUUCCCCAAUGUCCACCCUAGCUUCUCGUCCCCUGCCUCCCCGCCAAAGACCUCCAGCAAACCCUCCGAAUCCCACAAGACCGGUUGCGCGGCAGCCCCGGUUUCUCCCAUCACGGGCAGGGGCAGGUCCGGGAUGAACGGAAGCAGCAUUGGAUCGCCGGCAUCCCCCAGCGCAAUCCCCCGCCCUGGGCGCGGCUCUACAUCGCAGAGAAGCUCAGGGUUCAUGUCUCCCGGGAAAGCGGAUUGUGCACUUCAGCAGGCGGGAACCGCAGAAGUGACGUCCCCAAUCAGAAACCGGGCGCUUAAGCAGUCGGAGCGGGGCUCCGUGGCUUCCCACGUGGACAGAAUUCGGGCUGCGAAGGUCCCCAGCGCCCUUCCCUCUUCACCGGUGCACCACCCCACCGGCAACACCACAACGGACCGGGCACCUCGGAGAGCGCCAACUAGCCCCGAGGGUCGCGGCAAGACUGCCACGUGGCGCGCGCCCGGGAGCCCCCCCUUCAUUGGAACAAAGACCAGCGACGGCGGCAGCAAGCACCUCCGCCGGAACGUCGCCGCAAAGUCAACGGGCGCGGCGAAGAGUGCCGGUCUGUUCGUCGAGAGCCCCUCCAAGCUGGCAAGAAGAGUGGCGGCGGGGUCAGGAGACGAGGCACCGGGCAGCGCAGCGCAGACGACGGAAGGUUCAGAGGGCGCAGGUGGGGGAGCAGGUGAAGCGCAAAUAAUGCGCGGGGUACAACUCGGGCAGCACCGCUGGGAAGCCAAUGUCCAGGACAACAUCACGGUCAGGGGCGUGAUCUACACCCACCCCUUCUGCGACACGCCGCAGGACGUGUCCGGUGACGUUGCGGACGCUGGCGCUGACGUCACCGCCGCCAACUCCGCCGCUUCGUCUUUGGAAAUGCUGACAGGGGUUCCCGGGCAGGGGCGGGAUGCCGCCAUGAUCCAGGUGCAUCUCGGGUUCGCUGACUACCGCAACGAGGCGACCGACGAAGCCAAGGAGUUUCCGGGCGAAAUCAGGGAUCUCCUCCAUCCCUUCUCCCUUCCCGAACCGAGCGACACUUUGAGCAGCGCAGCCAAGGGUGCGCUCGGCGACGCGGCCGGCACGUUGGGCGCCGCGGCCGGUAGCAUCCUAGACGACGCGGCCGCGGUUCCACCCGUGACAGCCGACGCGGCCGCAGUUCCGCCCGUCGCAGCCGACGCGGCCGCAGUUCCGCUCGUCGCAGCCGACGCGGCCGCAGUUCCGCUCAUCGCAGCCGAAGCGGCCGCGGUUCUGCCCGUUGAAGACAAGCCUGCAGCCGCGGCGGUUCCGCCCAGCGCAGCCAACGCGGCCGCAGUCCCGCCGGUCGCAGCCGACGCCGCCGCGAUUUCGCCCGUCGCGGCCGCCGACCGCGAUCCUGACCCGGCCGCCAGGCAAUUCCCUGAGAUGGCGGCCAAGGAGGCCGACGCGAGCAUCAAGGACGCCCGGAUGGAGGCGGAGUCGGGCGACCCCGGGGCGACGACGACGCUGUUUGAGGCGGGACAGGAUGUGGCUGAUUACGUGUCACAGGCCCUAGACGACCCGGAGGCGCUGGCCCGGACACUUCCCGCAGGCCAGAAAGCGCGCGACUCGUCGCCCAGCCGUGCGCGCGCCAAGGUGCGGGACGGCUUUAAGGGCGAGAGGAGCACGCUGCCCCCGAAAUUCGAGGCGCUCGGGUUGGAGGCAGACCAGGCAGUGGAGAAGAAGCACGGCUGGCAGGAGAGGGAGAGCCCGGCGGAGGCAACCGGACGAACGUCGGUGGCGCCAAAACGAAAGAUGGCGGUUGAGGAGCAAGCGGGGCACGGGCGUACGGGCGCUGGCAAGAUGGACGUCGGUGGGUUAGAAGCCCUGUUCUAUCAAAACCCGCUAUUCGGUGCGGGCGAAACGCUAGCGGACGACGAUCUCGGCGCGGCCGCCGAUGCGCGCGGCCCCGACGACGACGCGGCCGCCUACGCGCCCGCCACUACAGCCGGCCGCGAGACAGGCGCGGCCGCCCGCGCGUUCGGCGCGAUCGGGGCCCGGCGGGAGAGCAGGCCGCCCCCUAGGUUUGCUGGGCUGCUCAGCGGAGGCCCAGGGAAUGCUGAAGAUGGGGACGGGGGUUUACCGCUCGAGUGGAAGUGGAUCGGGGAGGAGGCGGGGCCGUUCAAAGCGGAGGCGAUGCGCGCGCAGGCGGCCAGAUUGGAAGCGGAGCUGGCGGCUGCCCAGGAAGCGCUGCAGACUGCCGAGCAGGAAAAUCAGGCCACCGUGGCCAAAGUCGUUGCUAUGGAAGAGCAGGCCAACCAGCUGCAGAAGCUGGUGGACAAACUAGGCGCGGCGGGCGUCGAGAAGGACGGUGCGAUUGGGAAGCUGGAGGAGUCGCUCACGCAGCUCGAGCGCGCGUACAUGGAGACCGCCGCGCAAUUGGCUGAGGACGCCGCGGACAAGCACCUACUUGCCUUUCUGGAGCAGAGCAAGCUACAAGAGGACACGGGCGAGGAGCUGCAAGCCGUGACGACCGCCCGGCACGCUGCCGAGAAAGCGGUGGAGCAGUUGACCGCCAAACUGGACGCCGCGAGGGCUCUGGAAGCGGAGCUCGCAGAGCUGCAGGGGAGCAAGAUCGUGCUGGAGAAGCAACUCCAGGCUCUGACCGCUGAGAGGGACGAGAACAGCCGGCUCUUCCACGCAGCUCAGCAGGCUUCCGCAGACCUCCGCACCACCGUCUCCAGCCUCCAGCAGGACCUGGACGACGCCACCGAGAAGCUGACCACCGCGGAGGAGGAGCGGACCGCCGUCGAGGCAAAGCUCCACGUCGUACUCCAAGAGAAGGACGAGGCGGCGCGCGCGGUGUCGGCGGCCCAGAGCGAGAUGCAAGCGCUCGCCGCCUCCAGCGCGGAGCUGCAGAAGAAGUUCAACAACUCGGAGAAGCAGCUGAAGGGGGUCAACGAGCGGCUGCUGCUGUCGAUACAGGAGAAGAUCCACCUCCAAGCGCAGGUCGCCCAGAUGGAAGAAGCACUGGGCGAGAUGAUCAAGGAGAAGGACGCAUUAAAAACCGAGCUCGAUGCGGAGAAGGGCAACGCGGCGGGCGCCGCAGCGCGCGUGUCUAAGCUGCAGGCCGCCCUGGCCGCUUCCGAGCAGCGCGUCACCGUCCUCCGGGCGGAGCACGCCACGUGGCAGGCGGAGAGUGCUCGCAUCCAAGCCGAACGGGACGGCGCCCUCUCGGCGGAAGCCACGUGGCGCGCCGAAGCGCAGCGCCUGGUUUCGGCGCUGGCUGCAGCCGAAAAGGAGAAGGCCGUCUUCCACGAGGCCAUCGAUGGCUAUGAGGAACGGCUGACGGAGGAGGGGCGGACCGCAGAGGCCGAGGCGGCGGCGGAACGGGAAGCGGAGCUGGAGCGCCAGAUGGAGCGGUUGCAGGCACAGGUCGCCGCACUCAAGCAGAACCUCGAGCAAGCCCGGGGACCGACGCCGGCCGCGUCCGCCAAGAAAGCCGUCGCAGAGCUCCAGGGCAAAACCGAGGCUCUGAAGCAGAAGCUCGCACGAGCUGAGAGAGAGAAGGGGGAGGCGUCGGAUGAGAUGUUCAAGACGAUGAGCGAGAAGUUGGCCACGCAGCGCACGCUGCAUCAGCAAGCGCUACAAGAGGAGGCGCGCAAGGUCGAGGAGCUGAGCACUAAUCUAGAAGGCGCGAAGCAUAAGGCGUACAAGGCGGAGCAGCAGCGGGAGGCGCUGGAGCAGAAGGUGGCGCAGCUGACGAACGCAAUUAAUGCAAGCGGCACCGCCAAGGAGCGCGUUGACAUCAACAACAGGAUCGCGGAGCUAGAGAAGGAGGCUGCCUUCUUCCGCAAGGAAGCGGAGCAAGCGACGGCGCAGCUCCGAUCCCUUUCCCGGAACACAGCUUGCUCGCCGCCCGAAAGUUCGUCCCUGCCCGGCCCCCCUCAAAAUGUCGAAACGCCGAAUUCCGUCUUGGGACCUGAAAAAGCUUUUGAAAGUUUGUCGCCAUCCCGUGCUGCUGCCAAGGCCUUCAAACGGCACGGUUAAGGAAUGUAGCGGAAGCAAGGUGACUGAGUUGUGGACGAAAGGAUGCUGUGGAGAGCGCGGACAUGUACUGGUCUUGAUUAAAGAUAUCCGUUGAUUGUAGCUUCGUUGUUUGCAGUGGCCCCGAUGGUAUACAUUCAGAGCUCUUCAAAAUGACAAGCGGAUGCAGGAUGCUAUGUCUUACUUGGUUCUGCUUCAGGAGGGUAGUUGUUGCACUGGUAAUCAGCAAGAUACGAUCAGGUUCUCUUCCAUAUUCUUUGAGCAUUGAAAGCAAGAGAUCAUUGUGACCUGGACUUCCGGCCUCAGCAUAGGAUUUGGAGAUCACACCAACAUAGAGUAAGAUCAGCAUGGCAUCAACUGCAGUGCUCAGUAGCUGACAGCUCCGAUUCCCAAUUCUUGCUAACGGCACUCUGUCCAACCAUAAUGCGAUGAGGUUUCUGCAAUUUACAGCGUUGUCCCA